Vavraia culicis subsp. floridensis is the source of this 1501-nucleotide messenger RNA. RefSeq lists its product as uncharacterized. The record is from RefSeq and is a predicted model, not a curated record. The transcript has a single exon. Bases 1 to 1371 code for a protein of 456 amino acids. Lineage: Eukaryota; Fungi; Microsporidia; Pleistophoridae.
AUGAGUGCAAUCGAAAUUUUUGUCAUUGUGUGUGCGUGGAUCGCUAGUGUUCAAACAACAGGACAUUUCUAUAAUCCAAAAAGUGAUCAAAAAGCAAGUGCAGGCUACCAUAUGAACCGAACACCAUAUACCGGUAUAAAUUAUCCUGUGAGUGAAACACCAUAUACCGGUACAAAUUAUCAUUCGGGCAGAGCACAACAUACCGGUACAAAUUAUCAUUCGGACAGAGCACAACAUACCGGUACAAAUUAUCAUUCGGACAGAGCACAACAUACCGGUAUAAAUUAUCAUUCGGGCAGAGCACAACAUACCGGUACAAAUUAUCAUUCGGGCAGAGCACAACAUACCGGUACAAAUUAUCCUUCGGGCAGAGCACAACAUACCGGUACAAAUUAUCCUUCGGGCAGAGCACAACAUACCGGUACAAAUUAUCCUUCGGGUAGAGCACAACAUACCAGUGCAAAUCCGGACAAAGAUAUCUUUUUCGAAAAAACUCGUGAUUAUGAAUAUAGAACUUUCAAGAAUGCUAAGCCAAAACCCGUUGCUAAGCCAAUUUUGUUCAAAAUUCCAAGGAAAAAUAAACCAAAACCAUUAGUUAUACCCGGAAAAGACUCUGUUUGGGAAAUGUUUCGUUUGAUAUCGAAAAACAAGAGUGUAGCAGGCAACACCGCAGCUGAUUCAAUAUACGUUGGUGGCGGCUAUUCUGCGAUGCCGAAAUAUCGCAAUGGAAAAGGUACACAGGAAGAAGGUGCUAUGGCUUUACUGUCUGGGCUGUUAACGUCACUUUUGCCACUUGCGGAGAAAGACAAGAAUGGUCAUUUUUUGCGGACAGAUGAUUUUCGUACCAAGGGAAGAUUUGUUUAUAAGCCAGGUACAUUUUCUAAGAAUAUCUGGCUUUCUGAAGGCAUGUAUCCAAGGGUAUCAUUGAACUUGUGGGAACAAUUUACACCGAACAAUACAGGCAAUGGUUUCUUUACAGAUCAUAUCGCGAGUCGUUAUUGCCGUAAUAAGGUUUCUAUAGAUAUAGAUAGACAAAAUUAUAUCAACAUUUACUCCAUGGUGGCACUUGACAGGAGAGGCAUGAGUCAAGCCGAAAUGGACAAAAAAUAUAAUGAUCUAUAUGUGGAUACUUUUGGUCAGAUAUCUGCUAUGUUGAAGAAUGCCUUGGAGGCACGCAAUAAUGCCAUAGUGAUAACAAUACCUGGCAGUGGAGUCUUCUCGAAUAUUGAUAGAGACCCAGCGAAAGGAAAGGAUGAAAGGUAUUUGGAUAUUGUUGAAGAAGCUACGGUAACUGCUAUCAAAAUCUACGGAUGGGACUUCGAUGAAAUCGUAUUAUGUGGCCAUAGGUCAGUGCCAAAAAUUUUUUACUAAACAUUCCGUCAGCGAUUGAAUUUGAAUAGUAUUGGUCUGAUAUCACCACUUUAAAAAAAGUUAAAAAUAAUAUUUUUAUGAAUUCAAACGGUGCUUUUGGAUUAUCUAUCAAUAUAAAAUUACUAGUUGC